Messenger RNA from Anguilla anguilla (European eel), 3515 nucleotides. RefSeq names its product membrane-bound transcription factor peptidase, site 2 (gene mbtps2). Gene Ontology annotation, cellular component: cytoplasm; membrane. The record is from RefSeq and is a predicted model, not a curated record. Gene Ontology annotation, biological process: regulation of response to endoplasmic reticulum stress; membrane protein intracellular domain proteolysis. The transcript has 11 exons. Lineage: Eukaryota; Metazoa; Chordata; Actinopteri; Anguilliformes; Anguillidae. Gene Ontology annotation, molecular function: metalloendopeptidase activity; protein binding. The coding region runs from base 337 to 1710 and encodes 457 amino acids.
UGAAAAGUGGUUAGGAAAAGACAUAGGACGUAAUUUUUUUGACUAUUCGGACGCAGCCCAAGUCCCCUGCGCAUGUCACGCCAACAUCGUCGCGUCCUAGUGACGUUUUGUGUUUUGUGGAUGAUGAGCAUGCAGAAGAAUAUAACACGCUGAAACAAAGCAUGGAUAUUGCGAUUUUACUUUGUUGAUGACCAGUUGGCUCUGUCACAGCUACGAUGAUCCCCAUUCCUGUUGUAGUGUGUGUUGUGGGCGGGUGGUGCGUGGUGUAUCUGACCGACACAUUGCUCAAGUCCUCCAGCCGUGUGAAGAUUGGUUACGAGAGCUGGCUGUCGUCCAAUGGGCUGGCCCUGUCCCCCUUCCACAUUCGCUGGCAAACAGGGCUCUUCAACUGGUUGUUUGCCAAGUGUGCGCGUCUCAACCCUCAUUUCCUGUUCCUGUGUAUGUUACAGGUUUAGCACGGGAAUGGUUUUUGGAGUGGUGUUCAUGUUUGGGUCAGUGGUUUUGCUGACCCGCACACUGCUGCAGACUCUCGCCCAGAUGAUAUCUGAGAGCCCUGAGGGCUCCAACGAGCAGGUGCUCCAAGUUGUGGUACCUGGUGUGAACCUUCCCGUCAGUCAGCUGGCCUAUUUCUUCAUUGCUAUCCUGAUCAGCGGGGUCAUUCAUGAGUUUGGCCAUGGAGUGGCAGCACUUAGGGAACAGGUGAGACUCAAUGGUUUCGGGAUGUUCGUAUUUGUGAUCUACCCUGGGGCCUUCGUGGAUCUGUUUACCACACACCUGCAGCUCAUUUCCCCCAUCCAGCAGCUGCGCAUAUUCUGUGCAGGGGUGUGGCAUAACUUCAUGCUGUGUGUGGUCGCUUUGAGCUUCCUAUUGUUACUUCCUCUCAUCCUGUUCCCCCUGUACACCACUGGAGCCGGGGCGCUUGUCACAGAGGUGGUGGAGGGCUCGGCUGCCAGUGGGCCACGUGGCUUGUUUGUUGGUGACCUGGUCACCCAGCUGGAGGACUGCCAUGUUCACGGGGUGGAGGACUGGCACUCCUGCAUCGGAAAGCUGUCCCAGUCUGCGCAGACGGGUUACUGUGUUCACAGCAGCAGCCUUCAGCUCAGCCCAGCCACUGGACGAGUGUACAGGCGUCUGGAUGGUACGAUGGAGUGCUGCAGUAAUGGCAGUCUGACGGAUGUCUGCUUUUCCUACAGUAAUAACCUGGAGAGCAAGCUGUACGCCUGUCUGCCAGCCCGUAAGACUAUGGAGUCGAGCCGAACAUGCCGGUUGAAUGCCGACUGCCAAACAGACUUCACACCUAGCCUGUGUGUGGUGCCGUCCCUGGAGAAUCUGACCCGUUUGAUUCGUGUCCGCCACCCACCCCAGCCCCACAUGCUGUUCCUGGGCUACCCCCCGCAUCUGCAGAUGGCUGUAAGUCUCACAAACUUCAUCCCACGAUUUGGAUUUCUGCACUUUGACCUGCCUGUGGCCAUUGAGAGGUUUUUCAAGUACCUAGUGUCCCUGUCGGGUGCCCUGGCUGUGGUGAAUGCAGUACCAUGCUUUGCGCUGGACGGGCAGUGGAUACUCUCAUCUUUCCUGGAGGCGACGCUGAGCUCACUGGUGAUAGAAAAGAACAACCGUGAACUGCUGGGCUUCUUCAUCCUGCUGGGUGGCAGCACCCUCCUGGCUGCUAACGUGGCCCUGGGACUGUGGAUGAUCACUGCGCGGUAACUUGGGGUCUAAGCCAGGCCCUGUUGGACUAUGGGGGGAGCCAGAGGAACGUAUCAAGCACUGUUUCUUUCCAAUGGCUUCAGAGCACUGCAGGGACUACAAAUCCCAGCAUCCUCUGCCACCCGUUGUGAAGAGGUGGUAGCUGUUGUUCAUGGUCCUACUUUUGGCUUCAACUGAUUAUAUUCCCAGCUUCCUCCGCAAGACCACGCUUUUUGGUCUAUUGCUAGUGGGUACAGUCCAAGACUACAGCCCCCAGCAGGUUCUGGUGAGUAACUGAAUGAAGGGCCUAAGACUGUAACUUCCAGCAGGCCCUGCUGACUCACUGAGGGCCCUGUGACUACAACUCCCAGAAGGCAACACUAAACGUACCAGUAGGGUCUACUGAUUUUGUGAUGGGCUGCCGUAUUUUCUCUCAGAACUCCCAGUCUGAAGUGGGAUAGGACCUGUAAAAGCAAUAAUGAGAUUGACUUUAAGAUGUUUUAUUUUACUUCUAUGUGUGAAUUGUUCCAAAGAAAUGCGCAUAGGCGUGCACACACCCACAAAAGAUUAGCAGUUGCAUGUACUUCCACUCAUACACACAACACAAGUGCAAGAUCAAUGCUCCUGCACACACCACAUAUGCUGUGAUAAUGACUGAGUAUGCCCUUUCACUUUCCCUUGAUUUAUUUUCUUGUUUCCCCAUUUUCAUUAUAAACAGAUUUUGGUUUGACUAGAUUUCUCUAUUUUAUUUUUUUUUGACUCGCCUAGAACAGAUUGGCUUUAAGCAGUAAUCAUAGGUGCCCUCUUGUGGUUUAGAUUUUUCUGUUGCCGGUGUCUGAAGAAACAUCUGAAUUUUGCACAAAGCAAUCCUUUGUCAACUGGACUUUUUUCUCUAACCUUGUUUUUAAAAUGUAAUGUCUGUUAUAAUUUAGAUCUAGUUAAAAACAUUCUUAUGAUUACAUUUGGUGUAUUGUCUCCCUGCCCUUCUCCUUCCACCCUCCAUACCCACCCACGUUUGUCUCUAUACCAUCUGUUCACUCUGAGCAUUGCUCUCUGAUGCCCUCAUAUAUUCAUUCCAGUGUUUCCUGAAGGUGCAUUAAAAUCACAGCAAUGCUUUGUUAACAUGUUCUCUGUCUUUGAUUUUUUAAUGGGGUUCUCUGUUUUUGAUUCUUUAAUUCUUGCUUGUGUAUUCUACUCCAGAGUUCUAUUUGUGAUAUUUCUUGUUUGUGUAAUAUAUUAAAAAAUAUACAGUUAAAUGCAGAAGUGUUGGAACACUGCCACAAUUUUUGGUGUUUUGGCUCUGUACUCCAACACAUUGGAUUUGGAAUAAAACAGUGAAUAUGAAGUUAAACUGCAGACUUUCAGCUUUGAGAGUAUUUAUAUCCGUCACUGUCCCAAUACUUUUGCAUUUAACUCUAUGUAUAACAGUCUUGCUGUCUAUUAUCACUGACCCUUAGAUGUUUCGGUAAUCUUGGAGAGGUGCAGGAUCAUGGAUAGCAUUGGCCACACUCACUGGCAGGGGAGCAGCUCUGGCACGUUGCCUAUUGGAUACUCAUUGUCUAGGUACUGGUAGGUACCAAAAGGUCUUGCUUCCAGGUCCAGACCAUUUCCCAUAUGUGGCUAAUGGUUUUUAAGUUAAGCUCAUUAUAUAGACUUUUUGCUCCCAUGACUUCGUGACCAUCCCCAGUGAAUAGCUUGGGAUUUCGAAGAAACAUGACAAAACGAUACCGUAAGGUAGAAGUACCGACAGUCUAAGCCAGCCCUACAUAUUGCCUAAUUACUGAGCUUUGUAAAAUACCUGGAGUUAAUAAAAUAUGGUAAGCCAA